Messenger RNA from Zingiber officinale, 759 nucleotides. Its product is annotated as protein YIPF5-like. Gene Ontology annotation, biological process: endoplasmic reticulum to Golgi vesicle-mediated transport; vesicle fusion with Golgi apparatus. The record is from RefSeq and is a predicted model, not a curated record. NCBI's taxonomy places the organism in Eukaryota, Viridiplantae, Streptophyta, Magnoliopsida, Zingiberales, Zingiberaceae. Gene Ontology annotation, cellular component: trans-Golgi network. The transcript has a single exon. The coding region runs from base 154 to 639 and encodes 161 amino acids.
AAAAUUUAGGUUUAUUUAUAUCGCCCUUUGAUGAAAUGAGGAGUAAAUUAAUACCGGUUGACUUAAAAAGACUCACAACUUCCGUGUCACGACUCAGUUCGUGAAGGAGCGUACGGCUGACUCGCGCGCCAUCAGUCAGCCGCUGCCUUCCGCAUGAAUCCAUGGCCAAGGAGUUCUUUGUCCAGCAGAUGGUGUUACUCUCGGAUCCACCAGCCCGGCCUGGCGCCGCCUCCGACCUUCAACCCGUCGCGCCCCGCCAUCCCCAUCCCCUCCAACCCUAACAUCCCCUUCAUGUCCUUCGACGUCGGCGUCUCCCAGGCCUCGUCCCCCUUCUUUGCUCCCGUCCUAGCGGCAUCUGCUGCGGGCGGUGGAUACAUCUCCGCCUCCGGCUCUUUCGAAGACGCACCGCCCCUCUUCGAGGAGCUGGGCAUCAACACCCGCCAAAUCUGGCGCAAGACCGUCUCGAUCCUGAAUCCUAUCCGUUUGAAGCCCGAUCUCCACGAGAAUACCGAUCUCGCAGGCCCGUUCGUCUUCCUCAUGGCGUUCGACCUGUUCCAGCUUCUCGCGGGGAAAUUCCACUUUGGGAUCAUCUUGGGGUGGGUAACCUCACGGCCGUCUCAAGACUCCGUGAGGCCCUAGGUAAAAAAAUUUAAAAAUAUUUUUUUUUAUAUAUUUUUAAUUUUUUUUAAUAUUUUUCAUUUAGAUUUGGAAUUGAAAAUAAUAAUUUAAAAAAUAUUUUUAAAAUUAGUUAUUAAAAAU